AGAUUCUUCAGCUUAUGUACGCGCAGAAGUUGGAUGUCCAUCAAUUUGAGAUGUAUACUUUUGACCUGAUCAUGAUCUUAGCCUAUCAACAUUGGCGGACUGCUGCGCUGUACCUAGGAAUUGGAGCUCUAUAUACGGUAUACUAUCUCAGAUAUGUUGUCAAGAAUCCUGUACUAGCCUGUGGAAACUCGAAGUUCCAGCGCCUUCUUCAGAGGUGUGUCCCGUCCCUAACCAAGCCAUACUGGCCAACAUUUCUAGGCUUUGGGACUCAUUUACAGACCGUGGGUCAUGUGGCGUUCCAGCCUUUUGUCGGGAAACAUAAUUACAGGAGUGAGAAACUGAGUACAAUUGACGGUGGUGAGAUCAUCUUGCACUGGGAUGACGGUCAGACCAGUGGAAAUACUGCCACACCCAUUGGUAUUAUCAUUCCUGGUCUUGGAGGUGAUAGUCAGAGCAUCUAUGUGAAGCACAUGGUGGAUGAUGUCCUUAGCGUAGGAUGUAGAGCUGUAGUAUUCAACCAGAGAGGAUUUGGAGGAGCAGAGAUCAAGACUCCGCGUACAUUCUGUGCUGGUAGCACCGAUGACAUUCACUUUGUGUUGAGUCACAUUCACCAAACGUACCCUGACGCACCUCUUCUAGCCAAUGGAGCAUCAAUAGGAGGGAUAAUGCUAUUAAACUACUUAGCGGAGUACGGCAGUCGAUGUGUACCCCUUGCCGGUGCUAUGACAGUGUCCGUUGCCUGGGAUCUCGUGGAAUCGGCCAAGUCGUUGGAGAAACCAGUCAAUAGCAUCCUUUAUAACUACACUUUGACAUUGAACCUCAUCAGGCUUGUCAAACUAAAGGGACUUCUAUUUAAGGACCAUUAUGAUUUGCCUUCAGUCUUUAAGUCUCGGUCUCUGAGAGAGUUUGAUACUCACCUGACGGUCAAGGUCUUUGGCUACCGCGAUGUCCACCAUUACUACAGCAGCUCCAGCCCCAAGGGUAAACUGUCUAAGAUCACGGUACCAACACUAUGUCUCAAUGCUGCUGAUGAUGCCUUCUCACCCAUCCACACUAUUCCUCUUAAUGAAGCUAAAAGGUCACCCAAUGUUGCCAUAGCGAUGACCUCUCGGGGUGGCCACUGUGGAUUCAUGAAGGGUAUUUUUCCAAGCGGUGGUAAGACGUAUAUGAGCGAAAUCUUCUCAGAGUUUGUAAGCGCCAUCUUCAAUGAAGGAAAAGAUUAUCUUUCACGGGAUUGACCGACACCAUUCUGACAUUAUAUGGCAAUAAUUAUAAUAAUGGUAUAAUAGUACUUGGUAUUGAAAGAAAAUUUAACCUUUGGAAUAGGUUAUCUUGUCAAAAAUCAGAAGAAAAAAUCGGAGAAUAAGAUCGCUGAAGCUGUGAGAAAAAUUGGCAAUCAGUAAGAAAGUCAUAAAAAGUAUUUGAAUGUUGAGAUCACUGAUGUUUUCGAGAUACCGGUACAUUAAAAUAAUCCCUUCUAAGGCGCUUGAUCUUAUUUAUUUCACCAAGCUUCUCAAUGUUUUGGUAACUUUAUAGAUGCAAAUCAUCCAUGUCUUUCAAUCUAAUAUCUAAUGUUUUGAUUUGUUUGUAGUUUAUAUCUACCACAGAAAGUGAGAUUUGGUUUCUCAAGUGUUGUGAGUGCCAUAUUCAAUGAAGAAAAUUGUAUAAGAAAAAUAUGAAAAAGUAAUAGAAAAAUAGACAACAUUUGAAUGAACUUGACAUAUUUUUGAAUUGAAUAUUGUUCAUGUCUGUCAAUGAUGAUAUAUCUCUAGUUUAUCCAUAAUUCCCAAGAAUGAUGCAGCCAGAAGUGAGCUUUCACUGCUUAAUUGUUUGAUAUCAGGGUUGACAGUGGCGUAUGGCUCUUGGGCCUGACAAAUUUUUUCGAAGGAAGAUUAUACAUGCAUUGCUCACUUGAGCCCGAAACGCAAGCACAAAGUUCCAUCGGCAGAGGUCCUUGAAAAGUGUAAGCUCUAUAGAUGCUCUCUUGGCAUAUCUAAGAAGUCUUUCCUCCUCAAAUUUAAUCAUAUUUUAUGGAUAAAUCUGAUGUAUUUUCAAGUAAAAAG
Molecule: messenger RNA, 2063 nt
Organism: Lytechinus variegatus (green sea urchin)
Lineage: Eukaryota; Metazoa; Echinodermata; Echinoidea; Temnopleuroida; Toxopneustidae
Product: phospholipase ABHD3-like
Exons: 10
Coding region: 15-1238 (407 amino acids)
Biological process (GO): medium-chain fatty acid catabolic process; medium-chain fatty acid biosynthetic process
Molecular function (GO): monoacylglycerol lipase activity; acetylesterase activity
Source: RefSeq, a predicted model, not a curated record